AUGCCCCAUCAGCUUACCCUCAACAUAGCCCGUAUUCCGAAAGAAAAUGAGUUGGCCGACAAGAUUGUUAAACAGAAGAAAACACGAAUCACUUUCAAGGGAAACAACAUCAAAUCAUGGCACACAAUACUGGAGCAUGACAAUCCUCAGCGCAACAUGGACGAGGGUGUAUGGUUGCUGUUUAAAGAGACAGGGAUGGCAAAGGCUUGA
Lindgomyces ingoldianus is the source of this 210-nucleotide messenger RNA. RefSeq lists its product as uncharacterized. The record is from RefSeq and is a predicted model, not a curated record. Bases 1 to 210 code for a protein of 69 amino acids. NCBI's taxonomy places the organism in Eukaryota, Fungi, Ascomycota, Dothideomycetes, Pleosporales, Lindgomycetaceae. The transcript is spliced from 2 exons.